AUGGCGUCGCAACAACGAGGGACGCGUGCGCCGAGACAACGGGUUUUACAUGAAGAUCAAAUUCUCGACGAGCUGAACCAAAGUGAAGGUGAUUUUAGUGCUUCUGAUGAUGAGGACCUGUACAUGCCACCUGAAGUUCGACCAAAUUCUGAUUCUGAUAGGUGUUAUAGCUCUGAUUCAGAAGAAGAUCUAGAAUUAUCGACACCACCUCUUUCAUCGCCAGCACUUUCAUCAUCUUCAUUGAUUCGAGGAUCUAGAGUAAGAUCAUCUUCACGCAGAGGCUCAGGUAGUGGAAGGCGUUUCAUGCGAGCACGAGGAAGAGGUAGGAUUGUACAAGUUAACAAUGAAACCAGUAAUACUUGGACAGGAGUGUUUAGCCCAACUAAACACAACUUACUUUCACCUAAUUAUGUUCAAAGAGCUUUUAAUGAUUUCGAAAUGUUUAAAUAUUUUGAAGACUAUAUAGACGAUACAAUUUUAGAGAAAAUAGUAACAGCGACCAAUCAAACGGAAAUGCUGAAGAAUCAAAAGGCACUUGGACUCACAUUGAGAGAAUUGAAGACAUUCUUUGGUAUAUCUAUGGUCAUGGCCACUAUUGGCUAUCCUAAAAUCAAAAUGUACUGGGAAAAAGUUUGGCGACUUCCAAUAGUGGCAGAUAAUAUGACCCGUGACAGAUUUUUCUUGUUAAGAACCCGGUUAAAGGUAGUUUUCGAUAAUGAUAUCCCAGAUAGUCAGCGCGCAAUCGACAAAACCUGGAAAGUAACACCUCUAUUUGACCGUAUUUGCGAAGGAUGUCACGUUCAACAAAAGUCCGAGCAUCUCUCAAUAGACGAGAUGAUUAUACCAUUCUCAGGUCAAUGUGGUAUUAGACAGUACUGCCCUAAUAAGCCCAAUCCCGUCGGAUUAAAAGUAUUUGUUUUGGCCAACCCUAACGGGAGUAUUUGUGACAUGAAGGUAUACGAGGGAGCAACGACGUUUCCAGGUUAUGAUGGUUUCAGUUUGGGAGAGUCCGCUGUUUUGUACUUGACCACGUCAUUAGUUCCGGGACACUAUUUGUACUUUGAUCGCUACUUCACAUCUAUGAAGUUGAUGCAAGAAUUAACCCAUCGUGGUUUUAAUGCUACUGGGACUAUCAUGAAGAAUCGUGUACCUCGCGAUUGCGUCAUGACACCUGACAAUGAGUUCUCAAAACAGAGCCGUGGUACUACUGAGGUCGAUACAUACUUGCAAGAGUUUGAUGGGUCAAUACAGAAGGCUUUUGGUGUAGCUUGUGUUCAGAUGCAGUGA
Messenger RNA from Spodoptera frugiperda (fall armyworm), 1287 nucleotides. RefSeq names its product piggyBac transposable element-derived protein 2-like. Lineage: Eukaryota; Metazoa; Arthropoda; Insecta; Lepidoptera; Noctuidae. The record is from RefSeq and is a predicted model, not a curated record. The transcript has 3 exons. The coding region runs from base 1 to 1287 and encodes 428 amino acids.